Patiria miniata (bat star) is the source of this 2287-nucleotide messenger RNA. RefSeq lists its product as uncharacterized. Lineage: Eukaryota; Metazoa; Echinodermata; Asteroidea; Valvatida; Asterinidae. The record is from RefSeq and is a predicted model, not a curated record. Bases 16 to 1536 code for a protein of 506 amino acids. The transcript is spliced from 4 exons.
AUAAAAGCUGCAGGAAUGCCUGGCCGGGCGUUCACUCUUCGCUUGUGUGUCGUGGGAGUUGGUGUUCUGCAGCAUAGUGUCAAGGAUCGGACCGGCCGCAACACCAUGACCUCACCCGUGCGUACCCCCGUGCUGCUCUUGGCGUUUAUGGUCGCGCUGGGUCGGACCGCGCCCACGGACUCCAUCGACAGGGCGGUGCCGGCUCAGCCCCCGGUGCCGUGCACUCAGCAGAGAUUCCAGGAAUGGAAGACGAGGUCCGCCAACGCCCUGGACGCCCUCGAAGACACUCGCUACCAGCUGGACAAGAAACUGGAGAAACUUGGAGAGUUGGCGUCCCAGGAGGAUCGUGAGGACCGGGCAAGUCAGUUGAAGGACUCCACUGUGAAUGUCUUACGAGAAUUCUUCCAGUUUGGCGGCCUGAUCUUUCAAUGUCCUGACGAGGAUAUCAAACCGAUCGUUUAUCAGAUUGGAGUAGAAAUCCUUUCGCUGCACGAGCGGCUCCGCGACAUUGUGAACGAGGGUGUCCCGCACUCCACCCCAGACUCUGACGAAGACUCGUCCUCAAACUCUGCUUCACGAUCACACCAAACAAAAAGCCAAGUGCAAGAGUCUCCCAAAGAGGAAAAUGACAUUGCAUGCAUCCUUCGCGUGAUGAUCGAGAAGAAGAAAUCGAGGGAGGAUGCUGAAUCGGAGUGCCAGGGAUCCGAGGUGACUGAGAGAGAAGAUCAGAUUGGAUGCAUCCUUCGCGUGAUGACCCAGAAGAAGAAAUCGAGGGAGGAUGCUGAAUCGGAGUGCCAGGGAUCCGAGGUGACUGAGAAAGAAGAUCAGACUGGAUGCAUCCUUCGCUUGGUGAUCCAGGAGAAGAAAUCGAGGGAGGAAGCUGAAUCGGAGUGCCAGGACUCCGAGGUGCCUGAGAGAGAAGAUCAGACUGGAUGCAUCCUUCGCUUGGUGACCCAGAAGAAGAAAUCGAGGGAGGAUGCUGAAUCGGAGUGCCAGGGAUCCGAGGUGACUGAGAAAGAAGAUCAGACUGGAUGCAUCCUUCGCUUGGUGAUCCAGGAGAAGAAAUCGAGGGAGGAAGCUGAAUCGGAGUGCCAGGACUCCGAGGUGCCUGAGAGAGAAGAUCAGACUGGAUGCAUCCUUCGCUUGGUGAUCCAGGAGAAGAAAUCGAGGGAGGAAGCUGAAUCGGAGUGCCAGGACUCCGAGGUGCCUGAGAGAGAAGAUCAGACUGGAUGCAUCCUUCGCUUGGUGAUCCAGGAGAAGAAAUCGAGGGAGGAAGCUGAAUCGGAGUGCCAGGGAUCCGAGGUGACUGAGAGAGAAGAUCAGACUGGAUGCAUCCUUCGCUUGGUGAUCCAGGAGAAGAAAUCGAGGGAGGAAGCUGAAUCGGAGUGCCAGGGAUCCGAGGUGACUGAGAGAGAAGAUCAGAUUGCAUGCAUCCUUCGCGUGAUGAUCGAGAAGAAGAAAUCGAGGAAGGAAGCUGAAUCGGAGUGCCAGGGAUCCGAGGUGACUGAGAGAAACCAAAAAUAUCCAUUCAUGUAAAGGGCAACUUUAUUAUCAAUGCUUCAUGAUCCAUCGUGACCAAUGAUCUACGGAUGCAAAGUUACCGCUCAGAAAAAAAGCUGUACAUUUUGGUUGUGUUCUUCCAUCAUGCAGUCGUUUUGUCAGUCCACAUUGAGCUUUCGUGGGUAGAUUUGUACAAAAUUAUUUUACGAUUAUCUGAUUUAGCAAACAUAUAUAUUUAUAGGAUAUCAAUCUAGUUUACAUAUAAAAUCAAUGGUUAUGAAUAUUAAGUACAUUAUUUUAUAAAUUCCUUAUUCUUGUAAAAUUUACGUUAAUAGUGCAACAAAAUUGUCCUGAUACAUGUAUACAUGGCAUUUGAACUAUUUAGGGAUGAUGUGGAAAAUCAUAUGUCACUUUUUUGGCCUAAUGUCGCACCAAUCUUCAUCUAAAACGCAUACAUGUAUGUAAAUCUUCAUUCGAUCUAGGCCUAUAUAUUUUUGUCACCAGCGUAACCAGUAAAUUCUACAGUCAUUUUCACUCCAUUUUCCACUGGAAAAGUUUCAUUUAAUAAGCUAUCCGAUUUCACAAAGGUUUUGUAUUCUCAUUAAAACCAUAAUUCAUUGGUUAGGCUGGCAUAACGUUCCUGUUCUGAUUGACAUCUUAUUGGGGCAUUAAUUGUGUCUGAUUUCCAAAAUUGGUUAAUAUUUAGAUUGCUAUACGAACUUCCGUUGUUUUCAGAAUUAAAAAGUGCGUACAGCGCACUGGUGCAGUGUGGAGUAUGCAAAACUCA